AUGGAGAUUAACACUCUUGCUCGAGAAAGUUUGAUUAAUGCAGGUGGUGUCAUUGAAACAGCAUUUGCGCCAGGAAAAUAUUCUAUGGAGUUGAGCUCUGUUAUCUAUGACAAACAAUGGCGAUUUGACCUACAGGUAUUGCCAACUGACCUAAUCAAUAGACUACGUGAACCAUUACUAUAUGCUAGCUCAAGCGAGGUAGAGCGUGACGAAGAGCUACAAGCGUGGUGGACUGAGAUCAGAACCGUAGGUCAUGCUGACAAGAAGGACGCACCCGGGUGGCCGGACCUAAAGACGAAGCAAGACCUCAUAGACAUCGUCACCAACAUAGCAUGGACAACCUCCGCUCACCACGCAGCUGUCAACUUCGGACAGUAUGCUUACGCCGGUUAUUAUUCCUAA
Molecule: messenger RNA, 402 nt
Organism: Humulus lupulus (European hop)
Lineage: Eukaryota; Viridiplantae; Streptophyta; Magnoliopsida; Rosales; Cannabaceae
Product: linoleate 13S-lipoxygenase 2-1, chloroplastic-like
Exons: 2
Coding region: 1-402 (133 amino acids)
Biological process (GO): lipid oxidation
Molecular function (GO): metal ion binding; oxidoreductase activity, acting on single donors with incorporation of molecular oxygen, incorporation of two atoms of oxygen
Source: RefSeq, a predicted model, not a curated record